AUGACUAGACUAUACCCUGCUCUCGACCUUAAGGAUAAGGUUGAUCUAAAUGGAGAGGGUAAUGUAAGAAAGAGAAUAACAGAAUUGAAUGGAAAUGAACACUCUAAUGCAAGCAAUUCUACUAAAGGGAAAUCAAAAGAUACUUCUACUAUUACUACUCCAAUACUUGAGGGGUCAUCAAAUUUCAUUACUUCAAGUUCUCCAUUGAAUAGCUCAAAGCGUCCUCGACUUCUUCCAAAUCAACUGGAUGUUUUUCGUUUGGCAAGAGAUCUUGGAAUGCGACCAAUGAUUUGGAAGUUUCCUCCAAAUCAAAGAGAUGAAAUUCGUCGGGCUUAUAUUAAAGUUGGGCCAAAUCAACCAAUUCUUGAUAAUGAUCCAUUUUCUGGUGAUAAAAGUCAUCGUCGCUUUCAAGCUUCAUGGUUACAAUUAGCAUUGGUGGCAGCUUCAAGAGAGGUACUUCAAAUUCAUGAAUUUUUUACUCAAUUAAACUCUAUUGUCACUAUUGUUAGUACUUCUUCAAAAAGACAUGAUCAAUUACAAGAAGUUCAAGCAAUUGAAAAUGCAAACUUGGUUGCUCAAAAUGAAUUAGAAACAGGCAAAUGUGAGAAUCAAAUAAGCACUUUACAAAGAGUUGGGGAUACUCGAUGGAGCUCUCACUUUAAUUCUAUUUGCAGUUUGGUAAAAAUAUUUACUGCUACCAGCAUUGUUCUCAAUAAUAUCAUUGAUGACGGGACAACUUAUGCACUAGGAGGUGAGGCUUAUGGUGUUAGUAAAAUAUUAUUGUCAUUUGAAUUUGUUUUCACUUUGCACUUGAUGAAAGAGAUUAUGGGAAUCACUAAUGUUCUUUGCCAAGCACUGCAACAACAAUCUCAAGAUAUUCUUAAUGCAAUGCAUUUUGUUUCUACAUCAAAGUUACUUCUUCAACAAUUAAGAGAUGGUGGAUGGUGCAACUUUCUUGCAAAUGUUAAAGAUUUUUGUGAAAAGCAUGAAAUUGAAGUCCCUAAUAUGAGUGCACAAUAUGUUUUUGGAAGAGGUCGAUCUCGUCAACCAAAUGUGACAGUUGAGCAUCAUUAUCGAAUAGAUGUAUUCUUGGCAACAAUUGACUCUCAAAUACAAGAGUUGAAUAGUAGAUUUAAUGAGCAAAUAAUAGAGCUUUUGACCUUGAGUUGUACUUUGGAUCCUAAGGACAAUUUCAAAUCAUUUAAUAUUGAAGAAAUUAGCAAGUUAGCAGAGAAGUUUUAUCCCCUUGACUUUCCUUCUAAUGAGCUUAAUAUUUUGAAAUCUCAUUUGCAACAUUAUCAGCAUGAUAUACCAAAUCAUUUGAAAGGCAUUGGUACACUUUUUGAAUUGUGCAAGAAGUUGCAAGAAAUGGAAAAAUCAAGAACUUAUCACAUGGUUGAUAGAUUAAUACGUAUUGUUUUGACUCUAUCACUGUCUAUAGCAACAACAGAAAGAGCUUUUUCAGCAAUGAAAAUUAUUAAGACAAGACUCAGAAGUAAGAUGGCUGAUGAAUUUCUUGCAGACAAUUUAGUCAUCUAUAUAGAAAAAGAAUUAGCAGCUAUUUUCGACACAAAUUCAAUUAUAGAUGAUUUUGAAAAUAGAAAAAAACGUCGAAUAGCAUUUUCAUGA
This is a messenger RNA of Arachis stenosperma, 1629 nucleotides long. RefSeq lists its product as uncharacterized. Bases 1 to 1629 code for a protein of 542 amino acids. The transcript has 3 exons. Gene Ontology annotation, molecular function: protein dimerization activity. The record is from RefSeq and is a predicted model, not a curated record. Lineage: Eukaryota; Viridiplantae; Streptophyta; Magnoliopsida; Fabales; Fabaceae.